GGCCUUUUUUCUGCCUUCUCACUGUUGCCUGGUGUCAACCUACACCCAGUAGACAUAUCCCUCCCUCUUCAACGACUGCUUCCAAUUUGCCUUCACUUUUCUUAUCACAAGCACUAUUGGCCUUUGCGCUGCCAGUCAGACGCCUCUACCGUAGCUGGAGUUUAGUAGCAACAGCUCGGAAACAUCUGGCUGCCGCAGCCCUUCUCUGUCCGCUCGCUCGGUCCGUCUUUCCUGCCACUGCAGGUUGUUAUGGACAUUUGUUGAAAGUCAAUCUAGUUAUUUUUCAGCCUCAAUAGGAUUUGACGAAGGACGCCGGAAGACAUUGGAGCUUGUUGUCUGUUAUGAAGACAUCAUGGAGUUCCCAGACCACAGCAGACAUUUGCUACAGUGUCUGAGUGAGCAGAGGCAUCAGGGUUUCCUUUGUGAUUCCACUGUGCUGGUCGGCGAUGCCCAGUUCCGGGCCCAUCGAGCAGUGCUGGCUUCAUGCAGCAUGUACUUCCAUCUCUUUUACAAGGACCAGCUGGACAAAAGGGACAUUGUUCAUCUGAACAGCGACAUUGUUACAGCCCCAGCGUUUGCUCUCUUGCUGGAGUUCAUGUACGAGGGGAAGCUCCAGUUCAAAGCCCUGCCCGUGGAGGAUGUGCUGGCUGCUGCCAGCUUCCUCCACAUGUACCACAUUGUCAAGGUCUGCAAGAAGAAGCUGAAGCACAAAGCCACUGCGGAGGCAGACAGCACCAAGAAGGAGGAGGACGCUUCCAGCUGCUCUGACAAACUAGAGAGCUUCUCCGAGGGCAGCACGGGCCAACCAGCCACAGCUGACCUAUUGCCCAGUGACGAUGAGGACCUGGAGUCCAAGCAGGACCCCAGUAGCCUGUGGAUAAGGCUACCCACUGACCGGGCAGGCACCCCGGCCACUGCCACCAGCCCAGGGGAAGAUGACGCCCAUGGCAGUCCCCCCAAGCUGCAAUCCCCAACUGGCAGCCCCAGCAGCUCUAUAGGCUCCCUGUCCCGGAGGUCUGUGGGCUCCCGUAGAGUGUCGUCGGAUGCAGACUGUGUCCUGGACUUGUCUGUGAAGUCCAGCCUGACUGGGCCCAGCGAGGCCUUGUCCAAUAACCCUUACUUCUGUGGUGUGGUGAUGCCAGAUAGCCUGCAGGGCACCCCGGUCCAGGUGAAGCAGGAGAAGAACACGGGCUCAGACCAUGAGGACCUGGUGAGUGGUGACUACGAGAUGGACCACAGCGGGCCCAAAGCCACCCCUCCCAGAACCAACGGAGGUCUGAACCACCACUUGGUCAGCAGCCAUGCUCACAGACGCCUGGAGGCCCACCUGUCAGCCCUGCGUGAUGCCACCCUGGCCAGUGAACUGGAGCGUGACGACAAGGUCAGCAAUAAUGACAUGCUGGGCGGAGAGAGUGAAAGGGCCCAGGUUGAGACGGCCAGCAUCGACAGCGCCCUGCUGCCCUACGUGUCCAAUAUGCUGAACUCCCCUCACACUCAGAUCUUCAUGUGCCCCCUGUGCAACAAGGUGUUUCCCAGUCCGCACAUCCUCCAGAUCCACCUCAGCACACACUUUCGCGAGCAGGAAGGCGUGCGCGCCAAGCCCGCCAGCGACAUCAACGUGCCCACCUGCUCCAUCUGCGGCAAGACGUUCUCCUGCAUGUACACCCUGAAGCGCCACGAGCGGACUCACUCUGGAGAGAAGCCAUACACGUGCACCACGUGCGGUAAGAGCUUCCAGUACUCUCACAACCUGAGCCGGCACGCUGUGGUGCACACCCGAGAGAAGCCGCACGCCUGCAAGUGGUGCGAGCGGCGCUUCACCCAGUCUGGGGACCUGUACCGCCACAUCCGCAAGUUCCACUGCGAACUGGUCAACUCGCUCUCUGUCAAGAGUGAAGGUCUCAACCUACCCACCCUCCACAGGGACUGGACCAUAGAGGAUAGUUCUCAAGAACUGUGGAAGUGAAGCCUGCUGAAAUAAUCAAGACUCCUUUGUUUUUAAGCUAAAUGAGUGAGGUGUCAGUGAAGGUUGGGCAGAGGUAAGGGAGUUGGAGCACGGGCUGUGGGUUGUGGGUAGGAGAGGGGUCUGAUUUAGUCAUGUUUCUUGUACGUACAUUACAAAAUCUGGUUAAAUGGCACUUUAAUAGAACAUGAAGAUGUUACUACUGUUUUCAGUUCCAGUCCUUUGUUCUGUUCUAAUCUUUUAUUUGUUCAGAUUUAGUUCAAUAUAAAAAAACAUGGGCGCUGGAAUCAACAGCCAGUUGUCAUGUUCUUGUGUAUAGAUACACUCCUUAAUCUAAGGCACACCUUCAACAACAACCAUAUGAAGUGUUCAGGUAACACACUGACGUUGAAGAUGAUUAGAAUACACUAAACGGGUACUGCUCAUCAAUUUAUACCAGUACACAUAUGUGUGUGUGUAUUAAUAUGUUUGUAUAUAGUGCACUAUAUUUUUAUUAUCAAAUUUCAUUGGUGUGUGUCUGUUUGUGUGUGUGUGUGUGUGUGUGUGUGUGUGUGUGUGUGUGUGUGUGUGUGUGUGUGUGUGUGUGUGUGUGUGUGUGUGUGUGUGUGUGUGUGUGUGUGUGUGUGUGUGUGUGUGUGUGUGUUUAAGGAAGCUGGGAAGAGGUCUGCUCUAACAAGCUUCUGCUCCUUAAGCUCUUGACUGAUGAAAGACAUAUGGCACUCAUGCAAUGUACAGCUUCCUUUUUCACAUGAAUUCAAGUAUUUUCUAAAAUUCUUUAUGAAUGAUUAUUAUACAAUUUCUUAAAUCUAUCUGCUGCCUUUAAACAUCCCUUUAAUUUCAUUUGGCUGUAUCCUAUAGGUUUCUGUAGUGAUUAUGGAUUUAUUUUUGGAAAAUGGGAUCUGAUAUUGCAUGAAGUCCAACCUGUAUAUUUGAAAUGUGAAUUACUGUAUAACUGUACACUAUCAUUGAGCAAAUCUAGAACAGACUAUGUGAAUAUCCAAGGGUGCAGUCAGUUAAGAAACACGGAAUAUUCCAGUUAUGGAAAAUGCAUGAAUAUGAUUUAUCUUACAUUUUCUUGUUGUUGUUUUUUUUGGGGGGGGGGGUGUAUUCUAAAUUAACUUAUUUAAUUCUAAAGUAGUUUAUUUAUUUUCUUUGCUCCUUUUGAGAGUCUGUCGGGACUCCUUUGAAAUGUUCUUCUGGGCUGUGAAGAUGGUGUCAAUGCACUGGUCUUGGGUUUGAGUUUGUGUAACGGAAUGUGAGGUGAAGUUUGUCUUCAGACUGACAGAGGUGGCAGUGUGGGCUGAAUGCCAGUAGUGACCUAACUAAUCUACUGAAGAUCUCCUCUACUGUGUUUGCCUCCCGCCCACACAGCACUUCAUCACAGUCUACUCUGCUGCAUGGUGAUCAAGGAGUUAAGGUUCCCAACUACUGUAGCUAUAUCCAGUUAACAUUCUGCUUUGGUAUUUUCUGCUUUCUCAUCGACAUUAAGUAAGCGUUGUGGGUCAUUUAUUUAUAUUUUUAUUUUACACUUGUUUCUAACUGUGCGGCCAAUGAGAAGGUUUCUCACUGAUCUAUGAGAGAGAUGCUCACCUGCUCAUACAUGAGUACUCCUGAAGGUUCUUUGUUUCAACAGUAAAGCCUGAGUACUCCUGAAGGUUCUUUCUGUUUCAACAGUAAAGCCGGAGUACUCCUGAAGGUUCUUUGUUUCAAUAGUAAAGCCUGAGUACUCCUGAAGGUUCUUUCUGUUUCAACAGUAAAGCCGGAGUUCUCCUGAAGGUUCUUUCUGUUUCAACAGUAAAGCCUGAGUACUCCUGAAGGUUCUUUCUGUUUCAACAGUAAAGCCGGAGUACUCCUGAAGGUUCUUUCUGUUUCAACAGUAAAGCCGGAGUUCUCCUGAAGGUUCUUUCUGUUUCAACAGUAAAGCCGGAGUACUCCUGAAGGUUCUUUCUGUUUCAACAGUAAAGCCGGAGUACUCCUGAAGGUUCUUUCUGUUUCAACAGUAAAGCCGGAGUACUCCUGAAGGUUCUUUCUGUUUCAACAGUAAAGCCUGAGUACUCCUGAAGGUUCUUUCUAUUUCAACAGUAAAGCCUGAGUACUCCUGAAGGUUAUUUAUGUUUCAACAGUAAAGCCUGAGUACUCCUGAAAGUUAUUUCUGUUUCAACAGUAAAGCCUGAGUACUCCUGAAGGUUCUUUCUGUUUCAACAGUAAAGCCUGAGUACUCCUGAAGGUUCUUUCUGUUUCAACAGUAAAGCCUGAGUACUCCUGAAGGUUCUUUCUGUUUCAACAGUAAAGCCUGAGUACUCCUGAAAGUUCUUUCUGUUUCAACAGUAAAGCCUGAGUACUCCUGAAAGUUCUUUCUGUUUCAACAGUAAAGCCUGAGUACUCCUGAAGGUUCUUUCUGUUUCAACAGUAAAGCCUGAGUACUCCUGAAGGUUCUUUCUGUUUCAACAGUAAAGCCUGAGUACUCCUGAAGGUUCUUUCUGUUUCAACAGUAAAGCCGGAGUACUCCUGAAGGUUCUUUCUGUUUCAACAGUAAAGCCGGAGUACUCCUGAAGGUUCUUUCUGUUUCAACAGUAAAGCCGGAGUUCUCCUGAAGGUUCUUUCUGUUUCAACAGUAAAGCCGGAGUACUCCUGAAGGUUCUUUCUGUUUCAACAGUAAAGCCGGAGUACUCCUGAAGGUUCUUUCUGUUUCAACAGUAAAGCCGGAGUUCUCCUGAAGGUUCUUUCUGUUUUAAAUGGUAAAAGCUGAAGAAUCAGAGAGCAGCACUAUACGAUCCUAAUUUGAAUGUCUGCGUGUAUCUGUUUGAGUGCUCCUAUGUACGUACUGUAUGUAUGUACAUGUGCGUGUUUUGUACUGAAAGCGUAAUCCUUACUUUUGAAGGGGGAGAAUUGGCAUGCUUGAGUGCACCAUUAAAGCUUAUUUAACUGAGAUGUAUUGCUGAAAAUCUGCCUUUAUGAAAAUUACAGUUAUAAAUGAUAGAUUCACGAAAUCAUGGAUACUAUUACAUUCAAGAGGAGAUGUAUUUAAUCGUGAAAUGAUUGAGUUAACCUUAAUAUUAUAAUAUCUCAUUUUCAUUUGAACUGUUCUUUAUUUCAAUAUUUUAUUUAGGAUUUUUCACAUUUUUAGGAAUGUGAACAUUCUGAGAAAAAAAUCUGCACUCAAAAAAUGUUUGUGCACAAAAAUCAUGGAAUCAAUCAAUCGAACAAAAGCAAAAGUUGAACUCUACACAAACUCCGUUGUUAUUAGUAUGGUUAUGAAUGUAUGCACAUUGGCAUGUCUGGCAUGUCCACACUGGUCCGGGGGUUUGGUUUGCUCUUCAGUGGACGUGGUGGUGGCAGCAUCAGCUGGUGACAUGGGUGCUCCUUGCCAACUGCACACACUCAUGGCAUUUUGCACAGUGGUAAUUGAUCUCUUUGCAUCCAUGGAAAAUAUAUCAUAUGUGAGUUAGCUCUCUGUUUGAAGACUUAUUUACAAUUAUUGCUGACUUCUUAUUGUACUUGACCGCCUUAAACUACUGUAAACAGCUUGGUUUAUUUUCACGUUAUCACUGGAACACUGAAAGUCUGUGUAACUGGACUGUUUAUUGACCUUUUUGAAAUGGAAAGGAAGCUGUGAAAUGAUCCAAUAAGCAUCUCCGUUUACAUCAAUCCAACUUUGGUUACUUGAAAACAGGAAAGGGCCAAUGGGGGAAAAAACAUUCAAAUGUAGACGACAAUGAAGAGAGGGGAGGGGGGAAAUAGAAAGAAAUUGGUUGAAAAGGACAAUCACUGUCUGAAAAAUAAGCAGAUUUUGAUUCAAAUAUAUUUGCUUCCCUGUCAGAUUUGGUUUAGUUGUCUGGAUUUAAGCAUUUAGCUUUGACAAUCAUAGUAUGUUUUGUUUUUUUCUCAAGGGGAGUCAAUUCUAAGGCUGUUUAGUUUUGUACUUUUUUGGUGUGCUGUUGUUGAAAUUUUUAAAUUGUGUGCAAACUGCAAUAAAUUAUAAGAACCUUAAAACUCAA
Oncorhynchus gorbuscha (pink salmon) is the source of this 5961-nucleotide messenger RNA. RefSeq names its product zinc finger and BTB domain-containing protein 18-like. Gene Ontology annotation, molecular function: DNA-binding transcription factor activity, RNA polymerase II-specific; RNA polymerase II cis-regulatory region sequence-specific DNA binding; protein binding. The coding region runs from base 353 to 1966 and encodes 537 amino acids. The transcript is spliced from 3 exons. Gene Ontology annotation, biological process: regulation of transcription by RNA polymerase II. Gene Ontology annotation, cellular component: nucleus. NCBI's taxonomy places the organism in Eukaryota, Metazoa, Chordata, Actinopteri, Salmoniformes, Salmonidae. The record is from RefSeq and is a predicted model, not a curated record.